GAGAGGUGUAGAUGAGGCAAUUUUUUGAAGAUUAUUCGGCAAACGAGGAAGGCAUUGGCACAUGUCAUCGGACUGGCGAAUAGCCGUUCAGGAAAGAAGAAGAGGAAGAACGAAGAAGGCAUAGGAUUUCGAUAGGACUGGUUUUGCACUGAAAUUUUGGUUGAAUUUUACGAGAAAUACUGCGAAAUUGACCGUAAUUCAGAAGCAGAGAGGUUCGACGAAUGUAGGUGGCGACUUUGCUGUGGGCAGAGGUGUACAUAGUACGUUUAAGGGUACGCAUACACGUAUAAAAUGGAUGGAGCACUUGGGAAUGAGGCACAGGGACAGCAAAUAAUACUGGAUCCUCGUCAGUUAAGGCAAAUGGAACAGCAAGAGAUUCAGAAACAGCUAGCAAGCGUUCCGUCUUCUGUCCAUCAUUCACACCCGACUAUACCAAAAUUGACUACCGUGGGAAUGCCGUCGGUUGCCGUUGAAAUACCACAAGCGUCGUUGCCCAGUCUUCUCAAUUUAAAGAUUGCACCUCCGAUCGAGAUGCAGCUCUCUGGAACUCCAGAGGAGCAUGGUAAUAAGGCCGAAGAGGAGCGUGAUGGCGACAAUGAGGACCUGUGCAAAGAAGGAAGAAAUGGUGUAUCCGACAUAGUGAGCACGACCAAGCUUCCUGUUGCUUUGGAACAGGCGCUUGCAUUGAAAACUGAGAGAGUCAAGGAGCUGGGCGGUGAUCUGAACGAUGACCACGAUAACAGCGCUCACGGCCAUGCAAUGUUUCAAACAUCACAUCCAUCUAACCCAGCUUCUGACUUACGCGACAACUUACUACCAGACUCGAUUCUCUUGGAGGACUUACUUCCGGAACCAGACGCACCACGGGUUAGACAGGAUGUGAGGGGAACCAAGAACCGCAAAAAGAAAAAGAAACGGAAGAAGAAGAGCAGCGAUGAGAAGAAUGAGGAUGUAAACGAGACCAGGACGCCUGAUGUCAAGGUCAGAAACAUUGACGACCCGCAGAUUGAGUACAUCCAAGAGAUCCCGAGUAUCAAUGACUUGGAACCAAUGUAUCGUCAAUUUGCCAGAGUUUUUGACGCGUUCAAGCUGACGGAACCUGAUGUUCGCGGUGGCACGGGCAUAGGCCAAAAUGCAACAAGUGAUAAGAUUGAGCCCAUUGGCCAGUAUCCACCAUUGACAAACACAUUGGCAGCGGGUCCACUUAGCAAAAUCCCGCCUAUUGACGACUUUGACGACGACCCAUCCCAGCAGAAUCAGCAUAAUCAGCAGGGCGGAGGCCAGGGCAUCGGAGAAGGAGGCACACCGCGUCUUUCUAAACGCAAACUGAAGAGGCUAACGCGCCUGAGUGUGGCUGAACUGAAGCAACUCGUCGGGCGUCCAGAUGUUGUAGAGAUGCACGACGUCACAGCGCGGGACCCCAAACUUUUGGUGCAGCUAAAAGCUCAUCGAAAUACGGUACCUGUGCCAAGACACUGGUGCUUCAAGCGCAAGUACCUACAGGGUAAACGAGGCAUCGAAAAGCCUCCUUUCGAUUUGCCUGAUUUUAUCAAGCGUACCGGUAUUACGGAAAUGCGAGCGAGCCUUCAGGAACGGGAUGACACACGCACCUUAAAGGCGAAAAUGCGAGAACGGGCAAGGCCAAAACUUGGCAAAAUAGACAUUGACUACCAGAAACUUCAUGACGCAUUUUUCAAGUGGCAGACAAAGCCCCGUAUGACUAUACACGGCGAUCUCUACUACGAAGGUAAGGAAUUCGAAACGAGACUGAAGGAAAAGAAGCCCGGUGAAUUAUCCGACGAGUUACGAACAGCUCUGGGAAUGCCGGUUGGUCCGAACUGUCAUAAGGUACCGCCACCUUGGUUGAUCGCUAUGCAACGUUAUGGCCCUCCGCCGAGUUAUCCAAACCUCAAGAUUCCUGGUCUGAACGCGCCUAUACCCGAGGGAUGCGCAUUCGGUUAUCACGCUGGCGGAUGGGGUAAGCCACCCGUCGACGAGACGGGCCGCCCGUUGUACGGAGACGUAUUCGGUGUUGCCAGGGCGCCAGGGGUCGAUGCGAUGGACGAAGAAGUUGAUCGCGGUAUGUGGGGUGAGCCGGAAUCAGAGUCGUCGGGUGAGGACGAAGACGAGGACGACGCCGAGGACGGUAACGAAGGUGACGGGAUUGAAGGAAAAGAGGGCGAUGCCGGAGAUGCAAGUGGCUUGGUUACACCCGGUGCCGAAGGCUUAGUCACACCGAGCGGUAUUGCGUCAAUUCCGGCGGGGUUAGAAACACCCGAAACCAUUGAGCUCAGAAAGAAGAAGAUUGAGAGCGAAAUGGAGGGCGGGGACACGCCUGCGCUAUACCAAGUUUUGCAGGAGCGUCGCGCAGAGGGACUUGGGGCAAGCAUGAUGGGAAGUACCCAUGUGUACGAUAUGACUGGUGCAGUCGGAGGUCAGGCACCCCCCUCCGUCAUCGCAGCUGCUCGUAGAUCUGGGGCAGUUGGAACAAGCGCAUCGGGUGCCGGCGGAGGUGGUCUAGGAACAGCGGGUGUCGGCGGUAGUACAUCUGCCGAAGGUAAAGGUGACAGGGACGCAGCUGUUGAAUUGGCGCUUGAUCCAAGCGAGCUGGACCUUGAUUCAGAGGCAAUGGCUUCACGUUACGAAGAGACGAUGAGAUCGCGCCAGGCUCACCUGCGACGCGAGGACUUGUCCGAUAUGCUUCAAGAUCAUGUACAAAGGCAAAAGAGCAAGAGAAAACGUCAGCAGAAUCAGGAGACCAAAGCAUCCAAGAAGUACAAGGAAUUCAAGUUCUAAUUGAAACCUGUCUCGUCAACGUAUCCCCUAAUCAUAUUCCAAAAUUGUUCAUGUGUCUACCGUAUGUAUGUCAUUCAAGUGAUUCAAUACUUUCACAUUAUAUACGAACUCUAUCUGAAUUAUAAAAUGAAUGUGAUCAUUUAUAUCACUUUGCCCACCAUUACGUGUGCUACAUUAUAAUUGGCCAAAACUGUAUGCAUACACCCGGUAUGUCCCCGUACGCCAUUCGGCUUGUGCAGGGCAAGAGAGGCAAUAGAUUUGUGAAAGUGAUUGGGCGCCCGCAGCCUGGCUUAGGAUGUUCAAUAGAAAUCCGCGCGAAUGCAUAAAAAACAAGGAAAACUGCAGAAUACCUUACCCAGAUGUAGCUGGGCCGAGUUCAAACCUCAGCUUGCUGACUCAGCCCCCGACUGACAAUUGUUAAGAGUUUUCGCGCGGGUCCUCAUAGUCGUGCUGGGGAUUUGAACUCAAUUCCUCCCGAUUCACAGUCUCACACACCUGUGCGCGACACUACUCCGGCCGGUAGUACAUACAUACAUCAUACGUAAUUUUAUACAGUUGUGUAAAAUCCCCUUUUUCACCACGAAGAAUUACUGAAUUUCAUGCAACAACAACAGUGCAGGGGUUUAAGACCGAUGUGGUUCGAGCUUGUGCGUAAUUUAAAACUAGCUAAAAAAUAACGCAGGUUGUACUGAAAUACGUAUCUCUAAUAUUAUAUUAUCAAUACAAUAAUACUUUGGUUGGUGCACUUGUAUGUACUGCAUACUGUACUGUAACAUGACAUUAUGAAUCCUAUACAUGUUGCUUAAUCUGAGAAUGGUCGAUUUUCCACACACUAUACGUCAUCAGGAGACGCGAAAUAUGAUAAAGAAGUAGCAUCAGACAAGGUAACGUCAUUGCGAUUACAAAUCUGCUAAUCGCACUACCAAUGUCCAUCCAGCUACCUCGGGGUGUAACCGUAUGCAUGACUUGCAGUGUUAGACAAUCGGCAAGGAGGAUUGUCGUCAUGAAAAGGUUCGACGGUGCAAGGGUCCUGAUACCACACCCAACAACCAAUAGUGGAAUGCUGGUCUUCAGGACGAUCAGAGUACACAUGGUGAAUGGCGAGAAUACUGUAAGAAAAUGUCUUGUCCAUGUUGGGUCGAACGAACUAAUGCUUGCUAUGUUUCCAGUACCAAAGAACCCCAGUAGCACGUACAGCAU
Molecule: messenger RNA, 3996 nt
Organism: Neodiprion virginianus
Lineage: Eukaryota; Metazoa; Arthropoda; Insecta; Hymenoptera; Diprionidae
Gene: Sf3b2
Product: splicing factor 3B subunit 2
Exons: 4
Coding region: 292-2796 (834 amino acids)
Biological process (GO): mRNA splicing, via spliceosome
Cellular component (GO): U2 snRNP; precatalytic spliceosome; U12-type spliceosomal complex
Source: RefSeq, a predicted model, not a curated record